Molecule: messenger RNA, 2751 nt
Organism: Misgurnus anguillicaudatus (oriental weatherfish)
Lineage: Eukaryota; Metazoa; Chordata; Actinopteri; Cypriniformes; Cobitidae
Gene: lamp2
Product: lysosomal-associated membrane protein 2
Biological process (GO): autophagosome maturation; cellular response to starvation; protein targeting to lysosome involved in chaperone-mediated autophagy
Cellular component (GO): autophagosome membrane; lysosomal membrane; plasma membrane
Source: RefSeq, a predicted model, not a curated record
CGUAAGGCGCAUGCAUAGGAGGAGUUGAGAGCUGUUCUGUCAUAUGACUUAUAUGAGAACUGAUUUGACGCCGACUUAACACAGUAGCGCUGCUGAACCGGGUCACACCACACUCGGGUCCGGGCGUCAUAAACUGUCUGCUAGAGAACCAGACCGAAACACUCGUCGUUAUGGCUUUUCGCGGUUGUGUGAUUCUGCUCUUUUGUUUGCUCAGUGGUGUUGUGUAUGCUGAUGAUGUGUCUAUGACAUCAACACCCGCGACACAAGAGCCUAGUACUAGCAAAAUCACUUCGAUCACACAGGUUGCUACCUCUCAUACCAUAUUAACUACAGAAGCGCAGACUACCCUGGAUCUCGAUGCUACCGCAGAAGCUUCAUCUACCAAGACUACCACAGCAGCUCCAUCUACCAAGACUACCACAGCAGCUCCAUCUACCAAGACUACCACAGCAGCUCCAUCUACCAAGGCCACCACAGCAGCUCCAUCUACCAAGGCCACCACAGCAGCUCCAUCUACCAAGGCCACCACAGCAGCUCCAUCUACCAAGGCCACCACAGCAGCUCCAUCUACCAAGGCCACCACAGCAGCUCCAUCUACCAAGGCCACCACAGCAGCUCCAUCUACCAAGGCCACCACAGCAGCUCCAUCUACCAAUGCUACCACAGCAGCUCCAACUACCAAUGCCACCACAGCAGUACCAACUACAGCACACAGUAAUGCAACAACAGCCCCGACCGCUCCUCCAACCACUCCCCCGGUCCCCAAGCCGACUGUUGGAAACUACAGUGUGAUGUCAGAUGUUAACUCUACAGUUUGUCUUUUAGCAAAGAUGGGAAUUCAGUUCAGUUUCACAACAAGUGGGAAUGCCAGCCGCCAGACUAUUAAUCUAGACCCUAAUGUAACAAAAGCAAAUGGGAUCUGUGGUAGUGGUGGCAAGGACUCUUCUCUCGUGCUGACAUCUGAGAAAAUCACACUUCAGUUUGUUUUCACAAAUGUUUCAAAUAAAUUCCACCUACAUGCUUUUAUGCUUUCUGUUGAUUUUGGAGAUGGGAGCUUUUUCAACGAGUCCAAUACGAAUCUGUCACUGUGGGAGGCAUCUGUUGGAAGCUCCUACAUGUGCAGAAAAGAGCAGAGCUUCAACAUCUCAGACAAACUUACCCUCAACACAUUUGAGCUGCAAGUGCAGCCUUUCGGAGUCCAGAAGAACACAUUUAGCACAGCCUAUGAAUGUUCAAUGGAUGACACCAGCCUGUUAAUCCCAAUCAUUGUUGGUGCCGCUCUGGCUGGUUUGAUUUUCAUAGUUGUGAUUGCAUACGUGAUUGGUCGACGAAAGACCUAUGUUGGAUAUCAGACAUUGUAAUAUGCAACAAAAUCUAAUCCUGAGUGUUUCAAGGGAAACCAACCUGUUCCUGGACCAUAUUAAAUCUUGUGGAUAUUUGUGUAAACUAAGUCAAUUGGCUUACUGACUCAAAUUAAUUUUUGUCUUUGUGGUCAUUUAAUAUACCAUCCCUUAGGCUGCAAGUGCUUUAAUGAUAUACAGUGGCAUUCCAGGACCAGGACUCCCUAUUGUUAAAUACCUUGUGUGCGUGUGUGAACCACUUUUUUGUUUUGUUGUGAGUGUGUGUUGCUUUGACAAUUUUGUUUUGGGAAGUGCAUUUUUUUUCUUUCCACUUUUGUUAUCAAAGCUCUUCAAGCUACUACAGUCAUCAGUCUUGUUAUUUUGCCCCCUUUUCUAAAUGGCCGUCAUCGAAUUAUUCUUUACUCCUGUGAUCUACAUUAGACCUUGCACUUACUUUCCUUUAAUGUCAAAUUCAUUUAAUUGUUUUUUUUUUUUUUGUUAAUGUACCAGCUUUUAAUUCAUAGUUCAUGCUUGGCAGUCUUCAUUAUUGCAUCCACAACAUAAGUACUUAGUUCAUAAAAAGUAGUUUAGACUCACCCAGCGUUUAUGUUAAAUGGUAAUUUCUGGAACAGAUACAAUAGUGACUGAACACAUUUUCACUCUUCAUUUAUUAAAAUCUGGUUGUUAGCAGUCUUGUAUUAAGUAGCUGUUUGGAGAAAAUGCUAGACUGGGGAAACAUCAAAAAUGCUGGGCAAUAAUAGACUGAUGGUCAUUUCAAACGGUAGAGCUUCUAGUACAGAGAAACAAAUGCUUGUUAUUGUGCUUAAUCAUUCACAAGCAUUAAAAAAAAAAUACAGACCGGUGUAAAAAAAAGUGCAAUUGCAGUUAUGCUUAUUGAAAUGUGAUGUUGUAAAUUCUGUUGCUAAAUAUGGGAUAUUAGUAGCCCUGUUUUAUUUAAUUUAAAAGGGAUGACUACAUAAUAAGCGUGCAUCAACCUUUGUCAACUACUCUUCACAAAAACUUCCGCUUGCUUACGUUACUGAAGUCUGAAAGACACAUGCUGCUUAUUGCAUACUGUGAAUUAAACUUGCUGGAGGACAUGUUUUGCACCUCUUUGAAUCUUGUGUAAUGUAUGGGUGGUGGUGGCUGUGAAUCCAUUUUUAAUUUUUGAAUGCAAAUUGUGUUUUGAUUUUGGUUAAAGAGCAUUUGCACAUUAUCAUUGCUUUAUUUUCAUAUCACUUUUUUUAAUUGUUUUCCCCUCCAGUAAAUUCACUGUUAAUGCACAUUUCUAAUUUCGGCUAUGCAGCGCCUGCAAUCAAUCUGGUGUAAAUGUUUUUCAUUGUCCAGAACAUGUUAAGAGUGGUUUCUGGUCAUUUUGUGCCUUGCUUAAUAAAAUUGCUUUCUUAUCCAA